UCAGUCCUCUCCCGUCCUAUAUAUAUAUACGAACCUUCCCUGCCCUUUCUCAGCCCCCUUGCCAAGAUCCCAGCUCUCCCAACUUCCCUUCCAAAGCCUGAUCUUUCUGUCUCAUUCUUAAUUUCCUUGAAACCGCGAUCAAAUCCAAGCAAUAUAUAUAGCGUAAAAGAUCGAUGGCCAAAAGUGGCAAGCUAACCAAGCUCAAGUUAGUUCUCAAGAAAUGGAAUUCUUUCAGCAAGCAAGCUGCUAGCCGUCCCAACAUCAGCUCCAUCUCCUCUGUUGGGGACGAUGAUUCCUCCAGUGCCAUCUCCAGGGACCUCCACCCAGUCUACGUCGGAAAGUCACGCCGGCGCUACCUCGUCGGCUCCGACGUGGUUGACCACCCUCUCUUCAGGGAGCUCGUGGAAAGGUCGGCCGGUGGUGACUCUGAAGACACCGUCAACGUGGCUUGCGAGGUGGUCUUGUUUGAGCACUUGCUCUGGAUGCUCGAGAAUGCCGAUCCACAGCCCGAGUCACUGGACGAACUCGUCGAGUUCUAUGCUUGCUGAUCGUCGGGAGGGCAUAUCUGUAAUUUAAAUGCAUGGUAACUCCUCGUGGUGACUAAAAAAAUAACUGAAGGGAUGGUGGCCGUACGUAUAUAUAUUGUAUAUACGUAAGGGAGGGUGAUUCUUUCAGGUCAUCCCCACGGUAUAAAUCAUAGAUGUACAUUAAGGUUUAUUAAUAUUUGAGUUUUAAUAAUCGAUUAGCAAUAAUGUAGAGAGAAAAGAAAUAUUUAUAGGGAUCCGAAGAGGGGCAGUACGUUGUGAUGAUCGUGAGCAGCAAUAUGUGAUUGAACGGUGAGGAUUAACCCUUUUUCACACGGCUAAUUAUAGAUGCAUGAUAUCUAAUUGGCCUUGUGGAUAUUAUAUAUAUAUAUAAUAUAUAAUAUCAUUACGUACUGUCAUUGUUCUUGCAGUUUCAUAUUAUAUGUACUUGUUAGAUAUAUAUAAAUAUUUCAUGUAUUGAUUUAUUGUAUA
Molecule: messenger RNA, 1016 nt
Organism: Juglans regia (Persian walnut)
Lineage: Eukaryota; Viridiplantae; Streptophyta; Magnoliopsida; Fagales; Juglandaceae
Product: auxin-responsive protein SAUR76-like
Exons: 1
Coding region: 174-548 (124 amino acids)
Biological process (GO): response to auxin
Source: RefSeq, a predicted model, not a curated record